AUUCGGCGAAAGUUAUCUAAUUGUGUUGUGUUGUGUUUCAACUCCCAGCCAUAACCCAAUUGCACCCAAUUUCGAAGCCGGAUGAAAAGAUGCCCUGUUGGUACUAUGACAAGAAGGAACUUCGCGAGACACCUUCAAUAUUGGAGGGCAUCAGCUUUGAGACAGAGCGACGCUAUCGAAAGGAGGGCGCCCGUUUCAUUAUGGAGUGCGGAACGAAAAUGGGACUCGGCCACAAUACGAUGGCCACGGGAGUGGUGUAUUUCCAUCGAUUCUACAUGUUCCAUUCGUUCAAAUGUUUUCCCCGCUACCUGACUGCCUGCUGUUGCCUCUUCUUUGCCGGCAAGGUGGAGGAGACACCGAAAAAGUGUAGAGAUAUCAUAAAGACCGCUCGCGGCAUUCUCAGUGAUAACUAUUUCUAUUCCUUUGGUGAGGAUCCCAAAGAGGAGGUAAUGACCCUGGAAAGGAUACUGUUGCAAACGAUCAAAUUCGACCUACAGGUCGAGCAUCCGUAUACAUUCCUCCUGAAAUAUGCCAAAUGUUUUAAAGGCGAUCAACAGAAGCUGCAAAAAAUGGUCCAAAUGGCUUGGAAUUUCGUCAAUGACUCACUGAGUACGGUCGUAUGUCUGCAAUGGGAGCCCGAAAUCAUUGCAGUUGCUCUCAUACACUUGGCCAGUAAGUUGAGUAAAUUCACGGUGCAAGAUUGGGAGGGCAGGCAACCGCAUCAUCAACGAUGGUGGGAUAUGUUUGUGUCAGAUGUUACCAUGGAAAUAUUGGAGGAUAUAUGCCAUCAGGUUUUGGAUUUAUAUCAAUCCUCUCAGAAAGAGAGUCAACAUCCCAGCAAUAGUCCACCACAGAAGCCACCAAGUCGAGCUGAUAGUCCGCCAACAAUCCAAAAUAAUUCAAACCAACAGCAGAUGCCGCAACAACAGCAGUCCCAGCAGCAACAACUACCGCAACAACAACAUCAACAGCAGCAACUAGCAACAUCUGCUGUUCCACUGACCUCUGCUUCGACGUCCACAUGCACUGGAAACGGCAGCCAUGUGGAUUUAAAUAAUAUACAAAAUAUCAAAUCACUAGCCAAUGUCAUGAAUCACGAUGCACUGCCGCCGAUACCAACAGUUGGUUCCGGUUCUGGUCCCCCUGGUAACUAUCAUUUGUAUCAUCCACCCCCACCACCGCCACCACCAGUAGUGCCUUUGCCACCCUACACCGGACCACCAUCCUGGGCGCCGCCUCCACAGCAUUAUAAUGCUGGCGGUCCAGUUGUGCCGCCGCCACCCAUGCCGCCGGGCAUGAAUCCACCUGGCGGUGGCGGCGGAUACUACAACGCCGGUGGCGGUCGCCAUCAGCCACCGCAACGAUAUCAAUAGACAAAAAAAAAUAAUGAGGAGGGGAUGAUCUCCAAUUUCAUCUCAGUUUUAUAAAUAUUCUAAAUAAUUAAUAAAGCGUAAUUUUAUUA
This is a messenger RNA of Drosophila willistoni, 1462 nucleotides long. RefSeq names its product cyclin-K. The record is from RefSeq and is a predicted model, not a curated record. NCBI's taxonomy places the organism in Eukaryota, Metazoa, Arthropoda, Insecta, Diptera, Drosophilidae. The transcript has a single exon. Bases 90 to 1373 code for a protein of 427 amino acids. Gene Ontology annotation, cellular component: nucleus; cyclin/CDK positive transcription elongation factor complex. Gene Ontology annotation, molecular function: cyclin-dependent protein serine/threonine kinase activator activity. Gene Ontology annotation, biological process: regulation of transcription by RNA polymerase II; positive regulation of DNA-templated transcription, elongation.